AUUGAGCAAGUCAUUGCCGCCGGCAUCGUCGUCGCAGCACCAUGUACGGGACGUGGGGUAACAAGAAGAAGACACUGGACAGCACGGCGCCGUUCCGCUAUUCAGUUGUGAAGGGAGACACGCUAAGCAGCAUCGCGCGCAAGACCAAACAGGGCGAGCAGAAGAUCCGGGAGCUGAACCCCAUGGUGUUUUGCGGCAAGAACACGACAGUGUACCCAGGCCAAGAACUGAUCGUGGAUGAACCGUUAGCAGUGUCGUUGCCGCCCCCACCAGAGCUCAUCGACCACGGUUGGGGUCAAAUGCACGUGGUGCGGUCGGGCGAUACAAUCAAGAGCAUUGCUCUCGAGUACAACACAACGGAAGAAUUCAUCCGCAGCGACAAUCGCCAGUACUUUCCUCAAGGCGAACGAGGCAUCCUUUUCCCAGGGCAAAUGCUGCAUAUUCGUGUCGUGAACACGUUGCAAACCGACGAACGUGUGGAUCGACCUGGCGACAUUGUUCAUGUGGUCGCUGCCGACGACACGUUCGAGUCCGUUGCAGCGACAUACCACACGACCCGCGCGCGCAUCGUGCUCAAGAACAAGUCGACAUUCCCCAUCGGACAGAAGCCUCGACUGGAGCCUGGGAUGUCGCUGAUCGUCGGACACAACUCGGAGAUUGAAGACCGACUCAAGCGCAUUGGUGAAGUCAAACUGACCAAGCAGAUCCACGAAGUCGCGUACGGAGAAACCCCCGAGAGCAUUUGCGAGCUCUAUGGCAUGACAAUGGAUGAAAUGCGCGAGUACAACCGCGCAUACUUUCCCAAAGGGUACCGUGGCGACAUUCGACCGUCGUACAAGUUGGUCGUGAAGCGGCAGGACUCGACCACCUCCUUUGACAACCAAGCAGAGGAUGUGGUGGAUUCGCCCGUGGCGAAAGCCGCGACGAAGAAGGACAAGAAGCGGUCGAAAAAAUCAUCCAAACACCACACGACCAACCAAGACACUGAUAGCAACCACGCCAGCGACACCGAGUAACCAUAUUAAUCGAAUUCUACAUCACGAA
Messenger RNA from Aphanomyces invadans, 1044 nucleotides. RefSeq lists its product as hypothetical. The transcript has a single exon. The record is from RefSeq and is a predicted model, not a curated record. Bases 42 to 1016 code for a protein of 324 amino acids. Lineage: Eukaryota; Oomycota; Saprolegniomycetes; Saprolegniales; Verrucalvaceae.